UACUGCUCUUCUUUGUCAAUGUAAGAUGUGGUAUAUUAUGUACUAUACAUAAUUUCACUACCUCCAAUUCCCUCAGUUUUAUCACCAACUACCAAUGGGAUAAUACUCUCCUCAUCAGUGGAGUCUGAGAAUGGACAUGUAACAGUGUGUCCUGAUACCGCCAUCACAUUCACCUGCUCAGACACUCUAGUCUUGGGUAUGAGAUGGUUUGCUCUUCCUCUUCUCAAUGAAGACAACUCUCCUGUUCUGGGAUCAGAUAUUGAUAUUGGAGAUCCUAUACUAGUGGAGGAUGUGUUCACUAUCACUCUAGUGGCCAGGGAACUGAUGAUGGGUGACUUUCGUGGCAACUAUACCUCCACUCUGGAUGUAGUGGUGAAUGAUAGAAUACAGAAUGGAACCAAUGUCACCUGCUUCACACCUAAUGUGGCCUCUCUUCUCAUUUUCCAACAAGGUCUUCCACUUCCUCCAGAUGUCAAUGUCAGACAUAGUUAGUGAUUCUAUUGAGGAGUUUACAAUCUGCCUCACAUGGCAGAGACAGAAGUCUGAUUUGUACUACCUGAUCAACACUAGCUCUGGCAUGGGAUAUAACCAAACAUCCACUGAACUCUGUCUGACAGCAGAGUAUAAUACUCCUCUACAAGUCUCAGUGGUGGCUGUGAAUUGUACAGG
This is a messenger RNA of Geodia barretti, 669 nucleotides long. The record is from the annotation of a GenBank genome assembly. Lineage: Eukaryota; Metazoa; Porifera; Demospongiae; Tetractinellida; Geodiidae.